GUCGAGGCGGAGAAGCGCGCCAAGGGCAAGAAGGGCAAGAAGAAGAAGAAGAAGAAGGGCGGCGGGAGCGGCGGUGCUGGGCCGUCGCAGGAAUCCGCGCCGGCAGAGGCAGCCGCAGCCAAGCCCGCGCCGUUGGACAGGGAGGGGCUGCUCAAGCUUCUUGCGGAGCUCCACGAGGACAGGAUCCGGUUCGGCAUCACGCCGGAGACGUCGGUCGAGGGAUUGGCGGAGGCGCUGGGAGAGGCGGCGGGCGAGGCGAGCGAGGAGGAGGGCGGCGAGGAGACGGCGGAGGCGGCCGACGAGGAGGGCGAGGAGGAGGGCGAGGAGGAGGGCGAGGAGGAGGGCGAGGAGGCGGCAGCGGAGGCGGCAGCGGAGGCGCGCCGGCAGGCUGCGGCGGAGGCUGCGGCCGUGGCGGCGGCAGAGGAGGAGGAGGCUGCCGCAGCGGCGGAGGAGGCGGAGGAGGCGGCAGUAGCGGCGGCAGAGGCGGCGGCGGAAGAGGCGGCAGCGGCGGCGGCGGCGGCAGAGGCGGCGCUCGCCGCAGCCAAGGCGAGGCGCGCGUCAGGUGCCGCUGCGAGGGACAGGGCGCGGGAGGCGGCCUAG
Molecule: messenger RNA, 600 nt
Organism: Emiliania huxleyi CCMP1516
Lineage: Eukaryota; Haptophyta; Isochrysidales; Noelaerhabdaceae
Exons: 1
Source: RefSeq, a predicted model, not a curated record